CUCUUCUCUGAGCUGAGAACGACGUUUAACGAAACAAUGCGUUAAGCAAAGCCCUUACGUGAUUAGACUUCCUCAUUCGUUAUCCGAUGCUGAAAUGGACAAUGUUGUUGGGAUCACAAAAGCUAUGGUAGACCCAUAUCCCACACCAAGAGAAGUGGAAUUACUCUUGAAUUUUCGGACACAUCUGCAUACGCUCAGUGCCGAUAAUUCUUCCUCUAUAGCCACGGCCAUGACCCUUUUGCAGUGUUUUGACGAUGCGGAACGGUUGACUGCCACUGUGGCAAUGCUUGUGGACAAGGCUAUAGAGGACCCGCAUCUUGCCAAACCGUGUGCAGAAAUCUGUCUUCGAUUGGCUGAUUGGCAAACGCCGAUUUCCGACGAAUCCGAUGAGUUAUUGCGAUUCCGUAGCGUUUUGCUGCAUAUGACGCGAACAUAUUCCGAAAAAGCCGAUGAAAAUUGUUGUAAUUCGGAAGCUCAGGUGAAACUUGACAGGGAGAAUGGCACGCUGCGAAGGCGUUUGGAAACAGCUCAAAAGCGCCAUCUUGCCAGUGUUCGGUUUCUGUCACAGUUGCAUGUCUACGGCUUAUUGACGCAUCGUGUUAUUAUUCCGUUACUACAAAAGUUAAGCCACACGAAUGAAAAUUUGGAGGAUGUUAACGAGAGGAGAGUAGAGUGCGUGUGCAUAAUAUUGCAGACAUGCGGUCCUUACAUUAAGGAACAGAAGAAUUUGGAGGUCUUCUAUCAGAAACUGAGAAAGUUACUCGACGCUGAAGUUAUAUCGUCUCGUGUCAGUUGCAUGAUCGAAAAUACCUUCUCUGCGAGGAAUAACGGUUACAUUUCCCGAACAACCGCGGUUACGGCGACCGCCGUUCGAGAAACACAUGCUGCUGGACAGAAGCCGAAGCAGACGGUGACCGAGCCCGGACAGCUUUCGUUAUCAAUGGGUCAGCCGCUGCUCACCCGGGGCGGUAAAAACGUGGGGAUUCGGGUAUCCAGCGGAUCGACGAGGGCGCAAAUCUUUCUGGAUGCUAAUCUGGGCAGCCCAGUGCCGGCCGUGCAGACAGAUGGCAAAACUGGGCAGGAACCAGACAAAUUCCACCGGACCGGCAUAGUACAACCGAAAAACGGACCCAUCGCGGGCAUCACCAAUUAAUAACUGCACCAACCGCAAAUCGCACACUGGACCAUCGGUCUAAAAUCCCCGCUAUGACCACAGCAGAUAUUGGUCAAACAAACCGUCGAUCUAGGGUUUUUCUUCCCACAACCCCUAAUCCGAACCACGGUGAAUAUACCGAAAUGGAGCGGUUAGCUUUUGCAUUGGCGAAGUUCGACAUCUGACAGGUUAUAAAACCACAGAGGAAGCAGAAGCAUGCGCUUUCUGAACUUCGAUACGAUAUAAUAAUAUUACCUUUUUUGGUAUGAGCUAGUGUAUGAACUAACUGACAGUACAAAAGAAUUUAAGAAACUGUUUAUGCGAACAGGCGAGAGUCGUUCCACUUGUUUUUUGUUUCAACGUUUAAGUUUGGAGAUUAUGCGGGGUAAUGCUAUGAGCAUAUUAUGCACAGUCCCUUCUCGUGUUAACUGGGACAAAUUCUUCAUUUGAUUGUAUUAGACUGAGUGGUGCUCGUUGCUGUACAUAUUGAAAAA
Molecule: messenger RNA, 1647 nt
Organism: Paramacrobiotus metropolitanus
Lineage: Eukaryota; Metazoa; Tardigrada; Eutardigrada; Parachela; Macrobiotidae
Product: eukaryotic translation initiation factor 4 gamma 2-like
Exons: 6
Coding region: 95-1153 (352 amino acids)
Cellular component (GO): eukaryotic translation initiation factor 4F complex
Molecular function (GO): protein binding; mRNA binding; translation initiation factor activity
Source: RefSeq, a predicted model, not a curated record